Molecule: messenger RNA, 1595 nt
Organism: Oncorhynchus kisutch (coho salmon)
Lineage: Eukaryota; Metazoa; Chordata; Actinopteri; Salmoniformes; Salmonidae
Exons: 9
Coding region: 128-1045 (305 amino acids)
Source: RefSeq, a predicted model, not a curated record
AAGAUACUGUUGCGCAGACCAUGAAGUGCGUUAAAGGCAGUGCUGCAUUUAAAGACACUUCCUUCCACCUGCUGGCUUGUGCCUGAAAUGUGAUGACCAAGGAGUCCUCAACAGCUCAUAAAGAAAGAUGGAUCGUAAUGAUGAGAGAAUCAAAAGAGCUUUAAGACGCCGCCCUUAUGUGUUGAAACCAGUGAGGGUGAACACCCCUGAUUCCGUGUUGUGGCCAACCGGCAAGGUGCACAGAAGGCCAAAGCCUUCUAAUUCAGUGCAGACCCCUCAGAUCCACAAAAGGCCUCCAAUCAUUGUGAGCUAUGGGCAGGACCAGACAUCUGGGGAUGGAUGGAGCAUCAAUCUAGAGCCUCUCAGCCAGUCUGGAAGGGUGACUCGGCUGAUAGAGAGAAAAUAUCAUGACGUGAUCUCAUCCUCCAGUUCUGAUGACUUUUCCAUCUACUCCUUCACUGACUGUGAAUCUGAGUGUGAUGAUGAGGAUCAUGAAAGGAGGACACCAAAGCUGAAAGUUGAGAAUGGAAAGGAGACAAAGCUUGAUGUGAGGGACAUGGACGAGGAUGAUGAUCUGUCUCUCCACUCCUUCGAUGAGUCAGACUUCCUGAGCCCAGGGAAGGUCUCAGGUCCUGUAUCUGUCAAGAAUGGCCUCUCUCCUCUUGUAACCUCAGCACACCGGACACUGGCUGAAGCCCUACGGGCCCUGCCCUCUGCUGUAGGCUCUCCCUACCCAGUAAAUGUUCCAAGGCCUCGGACUCCUCUCAACCCUGUCAUUAUCGCUCCGCCCCGAACAGAGAACUUCCCAUACCGCCACAGCCCUCGCCUGGCUCCCAUCACCAACCUGAGCGAGACCGGCAGGAAGCUGCUCCAGGAAAUGGCUGGAGUGACCCCACAGGUUUCUUCAGUGGCUGCUGUCCAAACUGAGAUGUUCAAAGAAAUAAUGGACAACUAUUACUUCUACCACACACACACACAGAUUUUGAGUAUUGGUUAUUCCUACAACACACACAAAUGUAAUUUCAGAGACAGGAACUAUGAUUAGCAAAAUACAUAUAUUGGUCUCAUUCUUAUAUUUUGAGACAUGCAGCAUUAUUUAAAUAAAACAUAUAUAUUGAUCCCCAUACAGCCUAUGAUAAUGAAUUGGAUUUACAUGCUUAGGCUUGGAAAUAUAGCCAGGAGAAGCAAAGGACAGCACCAACCUUAGGGCAGUGUCACUGGUAUUGGGGUCAUAGGUCUCCUUUGGCCAAAGUGAAGAGUUGAGGGCCCCUUACUGGUCUCCUUGCAAUAUCUGGUCUCCCACACAGAGAUGGAAAUCUACACCUGUUUAGACCCUGGAGGAUAUGGCUUCAGAUGAAAGACAGCAGAGAGAUGCAGAACGUAAAAGUUUCAAACACAUUGAUAUGCAAAUUCAGGACCAUUAUACACUGAAGUGGAGCAUGCAUCUGGUCUGAAGCAUGUCAAAAGAGUAGAAAUGAACUGGGACUGGAGGAAUACAUCACAUUUAAACUAAAUUAUCAUGUAUCUGAUUUAGCUACACUUAUCUGUACUUGAAUUGUGCUGUUUGAAAAGUGCAUUUCCAAUAAAGCUUUUUA